AUGGAUUUACUAAAAACAAAUCCCCUUUACCUUGGUGGUGCGCUUUACGUCUAUGCCGGCCUCACAAACCCACUGUCGAACAUUCCAGGGCCAUGGUAUACCAGGUUUACGACACUACCAUCGACGUUCAAGGUCAUCACCGCACACCAUCCAGAUUGGAUCCAUGAUCUCCACGCCAAGUACGGGCCGGUGGUGCGAUACAGUCCACACGAGGUCGACAUUUCUGAUCCAACAACAUGCCAACGGAUUCACAGUGUCAAGACCAAUUUCUUCAAGUCGCCAUUCUACUCUUUGCUCAUUACAGACUCCUCUAGCGUCUUCAACGAGAUCCGUCCCGAGAUCCACCGCAAGUACAAGCGCCUGUUGUCGAACCCCAUGUCGGAGACUGGCUUGAAGACGUUCCUCCCUCGCAUUGACAGCAAGGUUCGCUUGGCCAUUCAGCGUAUUAGUGACGAGAACAAGGCCCGAGGCGCGGCGGACAUUGCAAAGUGGUUCAUGUUUCUUUCCUUUGACGUGAUUGGCGACCUGGCCUUUGGCGAGUCCUUUGGCAACCUGGAAAGCGGCAAGAAGAAUCGAUCUGUCAACGAUUUCAUCAGUCUUGGUUUUGUCGGCGGCCUACGGUCCAUGUUCCCAACCAUCGCCAAAAUCUCACUCUACCUCCCGAUCCCCGUCUUCAAAGAGGCUACCGCCAUCCAAUACCGCACCUUUGACUACGCCCAGGGCGCUCUGGAUCGCCACGCCAAGCGCGUCGAAGAGACCGGAUCAGACCCGAACCCGACCGUCUUCUCCAAGCUGUACAAUGCCGGCGAGGAGGAGACCUGGAACCCCAUCGAGAUCCGCGACAACGCCCAGGUGUUCAUCGUCGGCGGCAGCGACACCACCGCCAACUCAAUGAUCUAUCUGGUCUGGGCGGUGUGCAAGAUCCCAGAGAUCAAGGCCAAGCUCAUGAAGGAGCUCGACGCCCUGCCGGACAAUUAUUCUUACGAACAGCUCAAGGAGCUGACGUAUGUAAAUUGGAUUGUCAACGAGACCCUGCGGCUCUAUACGGCGCUGCCGUGCGGGCUUCCGAGGCUGGUGCCGCCGGGCGGCGCGGAACUCGCGGGGCAGUUUAUUCCCGAGGGAUUCACUGUCACGACUCAGGCGUACAGCCUUCACCGGGAUGAACAUGCGUUCCCGGACCCGUAUCGAUUCUACCCCGAGAGAUGGGAACACACUACACAAGAAAUGAAAGACUGCACCAUGCCGUUUGGCGGAGGUGCCAGAACAUGCUUGGGGAGACACCUGGCACGCAUAGAGCUCCGUCUGAUUACAGCCAGGUUCUUCAAAGCCUUUCCAAAAGCAGUCGUAUCUGAAAUGGAAGGGAUGUGCGACAAGGAUAUGGAGCCGGCGUUGCAUUUCCUCAUGGUUCCCAGUGGUCAUCGAUGUUUGAUAAAGCUCAACGGUUGA
Colletotrichum orchidophilum is the source of this 1446-nucleotide messenger RNA. Its product is annotated as cytochrome P450. NCBI's taxonomy places the organism in Eukaryota, Fungi, Ascomycota, Sordariomycetes, Glomerellales, Glomerellaceae. Gene Ontology annotation, molecular function: oxidoreductase activity, acting on paired donors, with incorporation or reduction of molecular oxygen; iron ion binding; monooxygenase activity. The record is from RefSeq and is a predicted model, not a curated record. The coding region runs from base 1 to 1446 and encodes 481 amino acids. The transcript has 4 exons.